Monodelphis domestica (gray short-tailed opossum) is the source of this 6789-nucleotide messenger RNA. Its product is annotated as serine/threonine-protein phosphatase 4 regulatory subunit 1-like. Lineage: Eukaryota; Metazoa; Chordata; Mammalia; Didelphimorphia; Didelphidae. The record is from RefSeq and is a predicted model, not a curated record. Gene Ontology annotation, cellular component: cytoplasm. Gene Ontology annotation, molecular function: protein phosphatase regulator activity. Gene Ontology annotation, biological process: protein dephosphorylation.
AUCUAAAUUGUUAACCAGGUAACAAUAUAGAUUUCCUGAGCUUCCCCAAUUACACUGUGAUCUCCUAUAGGGCUGAAAUUGUCCUUUGGCUUUUUGGGGGUAGAGGAGAGGGUAUCUCCAGUGUUUGACAUAGUGACUCCCCCACCCCUUCAUAACAGGUACUUAAAUAAAUGUUUAUUGACUGACUGGAUGUUUUCUAUUAAAUUUCUUUAAUAAGAUGAAGAAUUUUUUAUGGGGCAAAAAUAGCAUGAGAGAGACACAUGCUUGUUUACUAGAUUUGGAAUCUCAAGAUCAUAGUUCUAGCCACAGCUUUACCAGAAUACAUGAACUAUUAUAAACACAUGCAUAUACACACAUUUUAUUUCUUUUUUUUUUGGCUAAUCAUAUGUAUUUUAUGCAUUUAAAAACAUUUGAAAAGGUGUUCAUAAACUUUACCUGUGGGGAUAAUACAAAAAAAAUUUUUUUAAGAACCCCUAGUUUAGGUAGACACAGGGAUUGUGAGUGGAGCCUUAGGUUGCCAUUUCUUUUAUAACAUCAAGGGUAAUACUAGUUUGUUCUUUAGACUCUUCCAGCCUCAUCUUAAAUCCUGCCUUUUACAAGAAACCUUUACUGACCUUUAAUUCUGAAGCCUUCCCUCUGUCCAUUUAUUUUCAAUUUAUAUGGAAUAUAGUUUGUGCAAAGUUGUUUAUAUGUUGUCUCUACCUCAAGGCUGUGACCUUGAGAGCAGAAACUGUUAUUUUGCCUUUUCUAGUCCCAGUGCUUAGCAUAGUGCCUGGCACAUAGUAGGCACUUAAUAAAUGUUUAUUGACUGACUGACUGACUGAAAUUGGGGGGGAGGGGUAGUAUAGGUGCUGUUGUAGCAGGGCUGAUUGGCUAGGGUGACUGAGCCCCCUACUUCGUGUCCUGGUGGUUGACUAUAUAGCAUGAAGCAUGGUCUGGCACUUGCUGGAGAUAGAGGGCUCAGUUGGGUUUGAAGAUUAUGGGCCAGAUUGUGAUAGCAUGAGGAUAACUGCCUUCUUGGACAUUCCGGGACAAGAUAAUUUGACUCCACUAGCCCGAUUGGAAAAGUAUGCCUUUAGUGAUAAUAUUUUCAAUCGACAGAUUAUUGCUAGAGGACUGUUAGAUGUCUUCCGGGACUUCAGUAAUAAUGAGGAAGAUUUCUUGACUGUGAUGGAGAUAGUGGUCAGACUGUCAGAAGAUGCAGAGCCUACAGUGAGGACAGAGCUGAUGGAACAAAUACCUCCUAUUGCCAUUUUCUUGCAAGAAAGUCGACCAAACUUUCCAUUGGCAUUCUCUGAAUAUCUUAUGCCCAUUGUCGUGAGGUAUCUCACAGAUCCAAAUAACCAGGUUAGGAAAUCAAGUCAGGAAGUAUUGUUAAUUCUAUUGGAACAGGAGCUAAUUUUUCAAAAUGAUAUUGAAAACAAAGUUUGCCCAAUACUACUGGAACUUUCUGCUCCAGACAGUGGUGAUGAAUACAAAGCAGAAGCUGUGAAUAUAAUCUGCAAAAUGGCUUCAAUGCUGAGCAAAAGCACAGUUGAACGCCUGCUGCUUCCUCGAUUUUGUGAAUUGUGUGGUGAUGGAAAGCUCUUCCAAGUUCGGAAGGUCUGUGCUACAAAUUUUGGAGAUGUUUGUAAUGCUGUUGGACAAGAAGCUACAGAGAAAUUUUUGAUCCCAAAGUUUUUUGAACUCUGCUCGGAUAGUGUUUGGGGAAUGCGGAAAGCUUGUGCUGAAUGCUUUAUGGCUGUGUCCUACACCACUUCAUCUGAAGUUCGGAGAACCAAACUAUCUCCUCUCUUUAUUAGUCUUAUCAGUGACCCUUGUAGAUGGGUGCGACAGGCUGCUUUUCAGUCUCUUGGUCCAUUUAUUUCUACCUUUGCAAACCCUUCUAGUGCUGGUCUUUAUAUCCGAGAGGAUGGAACCCUAAGUAUCCGACCACCAGCACAGGAUAUAACUUCUACUUCAGGCUCCACAGACAGUCGUGUCAAUAUUACAUCAUCUUGUUCAGGAAAUUCUGAACCCACCAAACCAGAUCCACUGACCGAAGUAACAUCAAUUGAAACUAGUAAUUUCCUGCAUAUUGAAAGUUCACACGUAAGUGGAAUGGAAAAGAGAAUGGCCUGCCCUGCUAGUGCUGAAGAAGAGUUGAUUAAAAGUUGCCAGAGUGACAGUUCUUGUGCAAUCAAGGAUGCUAAUGAUAGUCAAGUAAACAACUGCCAGGGACUGAAGAGAGCUUAUUCAGGAAGUUCUGAGGACAUAUUCAAUAAUUUUCUUUACUGGCGUACUCCUCUCCCAGAUAUCAGCCAGGAUUUAGAACUGCUUCAAACCAAGACUGAGCAGCAGGAAGAAGGAUGCUGUAUACCUGACACUGUGUGUAAAAACUGUGUUGCCAGUAGUGAAAUUAAAAAAGUAUUGGAAAGUUUGCAGGAACAUAUGAUGAAUGAUCCAGAUGUCCAAGCUCAGGUUCAGGUGUUAUCAGCUGCACUAAGAGCUGCCCAGCUUGACUCCAUAAGUGAUUCUGAAACUAAAACUGCAAAAAAGUCCCAUCAAGAAGUACCCAAUUCAGACCUUAGCUCUUCUGCUGAAAAUCAGAACAUUCUCUCUUCUGUAUCAACCCAAGAUGAGCUGUUUGUGGCCAGGGUAAUACAGAGCACAGAUUCUGAAAAACAUCUUAAUGGAACCAAUGAACAUUUGCAAAAAGAACAAAGAUCUGAGCAUACUCCAUUUGAAGAUGAUAAGUCUAAGUUACAGGAUAUAAUCCCUCAGCCAUUAUUAGAUCAGUAUUUAUCAAUGACUGAUCCAGCCAGAGCUCAGACUGUUGAUACUGAUAUAGCCAAACAUUGUGCAUAUAGUCUUCCUGGUGUGGCUUUAACUUUGGGGAGGCAGAACUGGCAUUGCCUGAAAGAUACAUAUGAAACACUGGCAUCAGAUGUACAGUGGAAGGUACGCCGAACACUAGCUUUUUCAAUUCAUGAGCUAGCUGUAAUUCUUGGAGAUCAGUUAACAGCAGCUGAUUUGGUUCCAAUAUUUAAUGGAUUCUUAAAGGAUUUAGAUGAAGUACGCAUUGGAGUUCUUAAACAUCUCUAUGAUUUUCUAAAGUUGCUUCAUGCAGACAAGAGGAGAGAGUAUCUUUACCAACUUCAAGAGUUUGUAGUAACUGACAAUAGUAGGAAUUGGAGGUUUCGAUAUGAAUUAGCAGAACAACUGAUCCUGAUUUUGGAACUCUACAGCCCUAAUGAUGUUUAUGACUACCUAAUGCAUAUUGCACUAAAACUGUGUGCAGAUAAAGUUUCUGAAGUUCGGUGGAUCUCCUUUAAGCUAGUUGUAGCAAUUUUGCAGAAGUUCUAUUCAAACAAUGCAAGUCCUUUGGGAUUAAAUUUUAUCAAUGAACUCAUAAUCAGAUUUCGACAUUGUCCCAAGUGGGUUGGAAGGCAAGCUUUUGCAUUCAUUUGUCAGGCAGUGGUAAGAGAGGAGUGUAUACCUGUCGACCAGUUUGUGGAACACCUACUUCCCAGUCUUUUAAGUCUUGCUUCUGAUCCUGUGCCAAAUGUAAGGGUUUUGCUAGCCAAGGCCCUACGACAAACACUACUAGAAAAAGCUUAUUUUAGAAAUGCUGGUAACCCUCAUCUUGAAGUUGUUGAAGAAACUGUAUUAGCCUUGCAGUCAGACAGAGACCAGGAUGUUUCCUUUUUUGCCACCCUAGAGCCAAAACGAAAUAUUAUGGAUACAGCUGCUCUAGAAAAACAGAAUUAAUUUGCUUAAAAUCUGAAUUAUGAUUGUAUAAUCUUCAUAUCAUUUUAUGGUAACAAUGAAGAAGGGGAACUGUUUUGUAUCUGCCUGAAGAGAAAAGACUUCUUAUCUUAUUAUCAUAACACUUACUAAAUGAAAACUGUCAUCUGCAGCAACAUACAUUUCAUAUUGGACAGUUACUUAUUUCAGUUAUGCUGUGCCUGCUUUGCUUUUGCCUUCCCCCUAUGAAAAUGAGCCAAUACUGUGUAGAUCCUUUUAGUUUGAUGCAUAACCAGAAUCUUCAUACCAUCAGAUUGCCUGAUAGUAAUUUUAUAUCAUAUUAUUUAAAAUUAUUUUUCAUAAUAAAGUAGUUUACUACCAGCUUUAAAGCCUGAAGUUUAGUAAACUUGUAUAUUUUGAUGCACUGAUACCCCUUUUUAAUAUAGUUUAUGGUGUCACAUUUUAUUUUACCAGAAAUAUUGUAUAUAUGUGAAUAAUUCUUGGCCAGAAAAAAAUAUAUUUACUCCAGUGUCAACUUCCUUCCACUAAAACCUUAUAAAUACAUCAUUUUCAUUUAUACUCUACUUUGUUGUUGCAAAUUAGCCCAAUAUUUGUUUGCUUUUGAAUAUACAUAAUAUUUUCUUAAAUGUACUAAAGAAAAUGUAUAACAACUUUUUAUAUUGUAGUUUUUAUUCUUAUAAACUGUUAUUGGAACUUUCUUAAGCACUUAAUUAUUUCUCACUCUUGCUGCUGGAACUAUGUUAUAUUCAUAAGUGUACAUAUUGGCCAUUCACAGGAAUAAAAUUAUAUAAAAACAAUUCAUUGGUUAUAUUAGCACAUUUAUGAAUAUGAAAGGAAGUUUUCUGAUUGAAAUGUAUGGGAAGUAACUGGCCACAGUUCUUGAAAUUGAACAGAAGUAGGAAACAAUGCAGGUAACUAAUAACAAAUCAAUAUGCAUAUUAUCCAUAACAGUGAUCAUGGCAGGGGGCGGUAGGAGGGGAAGACAACAUUAAGUAUAUCUUUAAGUACACAGAGUCUAGACAUUAUGUGUACAGUUUAGAAUAAGGAGAAACUGAUCUAUUUGGACCAAUUUUCAUCAGAUGAUGAUUCUAAUUUUUAUUAUGGUCUAUUUACUACAAAAGCAUAUACAUAUAUAUAUAUAUAUAUAUAUAUGUAUGUAUGUGUGUGUGUGUGUGUGUGCCCAUGUAAAAUUUUGUUUCUUUUCCUUUUGAAAAAUGAAACAUAAGCUAAAAAUAAGCAUUCCAGUUUUAUUCUAAGAGUAACCUGUAGAGGGAGUAUAAGUUAGAAUUAUUAUACUUCCCUAAUAAGUUUGAAUAGGUUUUUCUGAAGACACAGAAUUUCUUGGUACACCUGGCCAAAUUUUCUGAUUCUCUUUUAGCUUAUUAUAUUAAAAAAUAGCAAGACCUAAACUUCAAUGCAGAGAAAUGGAUACCAUUCUGGACUUGGCGGAAAAAUAAAGGGCAUGAGUUAAAAUGUCAAAACAUAAUAUUGACUUUUAAUUUGUAGAGGGAACUGUAAAAAUUAAAUUAGUUUCUUACAGAACACUUUUGCCAACUUUGGUCAAGUACAGGUUAGUACAUGAAGGGUACACUUUUUUUUUAAUAUGAACUUUCAAACAUCCAAUAGAGCUAGCUAAUGUAAAUAGAUAGAGAUCCAGUUUUACUGUAUAACAAGCAAUUCUGAUUACUUUAUUGUCUGUAAAUUAAGAUUGUUACAUCAAGUAAAUUGUUAGCCUAGCAGCAAGUAGAAUUUGUUCAACUGGAAUUUUGUAUUUUGUGUAGGGUUUAAUUUUAUACAGUAGUCUAUCAGAUUAUAUUCGUAUUGUGUUUAGAAUUUUGCAUGAUAUAUCAUACAUGCUUUUAGAAUUUAUAAGUAAAGUUGUUAGUGCUUUGGCAGAUAAGCUCUAAAAUUCCAGUUGUACAUUAAAAUUUUUGUGGGAUUUUAAUAUGAAUGCCUCUCCAACACAAAAUUUUUUAUGACUGAAGUUUCUCUGCAAAAAAAGUAUUUUUUGUAGUUUUUUAAUAUCUUUUCUACUGCUAACAUUUGAGUAUUUUUAAAUAACUCAGAUUUUCUAAAUUGUUCUCCCUUUACUUUCCAUUUUAUUUUUCCUACCAUUAAAUUUCUUAGUGUUGAUUAUACUUUUUUUAAAAAGUGUACAAAGAUACAUGUUUUGAGUGUUUGUAACUGAUCAUCACUUUUAAGCUCCCUGCUUUUAUUAAUAGUCUUCUUCAAUGACUCACUGAAAACAUAGUAGUUAUGUUUCUCACAGAAUAUUUAGUUGAAUGUGUUGUUAAAUAAUAGGCUAUUUUCUAACUUUUCCAAAAUGGAAAUGUUUCCAUUGUUAAAAUUUUUUUAAGCACCUUUCAAAUUCCAAAAAUUUAUUACCAUUUAAACACUUGACAGUUUUUGAUAUAGCUUUCUAAGUUUAUGUAAAUGGAUAUCUGCAUGCAUUAGAAGAGGAGAAAAUGUAGAACUUUCUAACAUCAGGCAAUGUGCAGAUCUGCUGAAGUGGCUCAUCUUUCUAAGAUGUCAGUUUUCUCCUUCAUCCUGGAAAUAUGAUUUUUAAGCAUGACCAAGGCAGCUCUUUUAGACAAGGUAUAUAUUAUGGUGAUUUUAAAAACUAUAUUUACAUGUAAUUCCUCAAGUUGGUUUACUUUUAAUUAUGCAAAAAAGUGUACUUUAAAUACACAUGCCGCAAAGGUACAUUUUUAUAACAGCAGUAAGAAUUUAAUUUAAAUUUUACUACGGGACAUGAAAUUAACAUUAGUGGUGCAAUAUUGUUUGGAUACUGUAGAAAACUAUCAGGCACUUGUAAUCCAAAGCAUGUAAGUCAUGUUGAGAAUUCAAACUCACUGUUAUCUAUGUUAAUGUUAUAUAAAUAAUAUACACAUGGCAUCUAAUAGGAUAUUGCCUUAGUGACAGAAAACAGUGUUUUAGAGCCCAAAUAAAUGGGGACACUCUGGAAGUGCCACUGAUUGUCAAAAUAUAGAAUCUAUGUAACAUUGUAUUUAUCUCAAUAAACCUCAUGAUUGUUUUAUGGAA